This is a messenger RNA of Cloeon dipterum, 2026 nucleotides long. Its product is annotated as neurofilament heavy polypeptide-like. Bases 145 to 1623 code for a protein of 492 amino acids. Gene Ontology annotation, molecular function: nucleic acid binding. The record is from RefSeq and is a predicted model, not a curated record. Lineage: Eukaryota; Metazoa; Arthropoda; Insecta; Ephemeroptera; Baetidae. The transcript is spliced from 5 exons.
GCUGAGCUUUGCAGGCGGCAGAGCUGAUUCCUGACUGUAUGCAAAGCUGUCGGAACAUGUUCGUCUAUUUGGUUUUCUGAAGUUGCUUACGUUCAGUAGCACCGCUUGUGUUUUGGUUCGGGUUGUCUUCGUUUUUGGGUGAUCAUGCCUAAUAGAGAUCCUGCCGCCAAGUACCGGAUUGUCAGCAAGAGGAGAUGGUUUCCUCAAGAUCAGGAGCCUUCGGAGCGAGGUGCCUGUCACAGGACCCCGGAUGAGCCGAAGAACAAAAGUAAGGAGGCCAAAGAGGCGGUGUCUGCAAUCCGAUGUAUCCUACCGCCGACACGAUACAACACUUCUGCCAUUCCCGGCAACUCCAAGGACAAGGACAAAGUGCCUCAGCCAGUCCUCAGCGAGGAAAAAGACAUGGCUGUGGCCCGAGUUGCGCCGCCGACACGACUAAACACGGCGAUUCCCUGCCGCACACUGCCAGAGGCCAAGGAAAAACCCAAGGACAAGGGGGUUCAGUCAGUCCUCAGGGAAGAGAAAGACAAGGCUGUGGCCCGAGUUGCACCACCGACACGAUUCGACACUGCCGAGGCCAGGGACAAAACCAAGGACAAUGUGGUCCAGCAGACCCAGAGAGAGGACAGGACCAAAAAGCCGGAGAAGAAGGACGAGAAGGCUGCCCCACCGAAACCACUCAACACUGGAACCGUCCGGCGCGCCAGUGAACAGAAGGAAGCCAAGGCCAAAAAGAAAGCUGCUCCUCCAAGACAACUCGACACCUGCCGCUCACAGCCAGAAGCAAAGGACAAGGUGGUCCAGGCCAAAAAGCCGGAAAAGAAGGACGAGAAGGCUGCCCCAACGAAACCACUCAACACUGGAACCGUCCGGCGCGCCAGUGAGCAGAAGGAAGCCAAGGCCAAAAAGAAAGCUGCUCCUCCAAGACGACUCGACACCUGCCGCUCACAGCCAGAAGCAAAGGACAAGGUGGUUCAGGCCAAAAAGCCGGAAAAGAAGGACGUGAAGUCUGCAGCACGGGUUGCACCACCGAAACCACUCAAUUCUGCAACCGUCGGCCGCGCCAGUGCCCCGGACGCCAAGGCCGAGGCCAAACAGCCGCCGGAAAAGAAGGACGACCAGCAGGCCCAAAAGGCGCCCAAGCCUAAGUCGAAAUACACCAACGUGUACGUGAGGGGCCUGCUCUACAAGGACCCAGACAACAAGCACCUCACACACGCCGGCGCUGGCGUCUACUUUCGCAAGGGCGACAAGAGAAACUGUAGCAUGGACACCGUGAACGAGCUGCGAGACAAGCCAAUUCCAUCUGUCGCAAGCGCCUACGCGGCAUUGUUGGCCAUCAAUGUCGCCAAAUACCAUGGCGUUGAAUAUUUGGACAUUCAUACAAGCUGCAAAAAGUUGAUGAACUGCUCGAUUCGUCUGGCAGCGAAAUUCAAGCCUGACGCGUUGAAUCGGUGCAAGGACGCGAGCGAGAUGGCGGUGGUCAUGGUGGUCGCUGCCGGCAGCGAGCUGGUAUCCCUCCAUUGGACGCUGAUUGAAAAAGAUGCCGAGCCGAAGCGUUAUGUCUACGCCACCAGACUCGCAGAAAAAGCAGCGUUGGAGCACAUUGAAGUCGGUGCUUGAUUGUUUUCUUUAUUUCAUUUUAGGAGCAUUUUCUGGGCAAUUUUUGUUUGUCCACCAUCAAACUAGCUCCCUGUACCUUUCUGAACUGACGUUUAUAUAAUUUCAAAUGAAUUUGAAUGCUUAAUAGUUAAAAGAAUGUCUUAUUUAAUUCCCAAUUUUUAUUUUAUCUUUUGUAUAUGACAAACCUCAAAGUAUAUAACCUUCUGCUUACAAUCACUCUACAUUUAUUAGUUUAAAAACUAGAUACUUCAGAAAUCAAUCAAUAUUAAAUAUUUGUUUCAGCUCUCUAGAAACUUAAAAAUUUGCGAGGAAUGCAAAUAAAAUUGGGGGUUUCUUGUUUCUUAUCAUUUAAUAUUUGGUUGUUUAAAGAGUUAUUUAAUUUCACCCAGAUUCGCUACUUAUU